CCAGCAAAUCAGUUGAUCGUCAUCGCCAGAGAAAUGAGCCAUCCCCAAAGGAGAAAAGGCUUUCGCUAUGAAGAGAGCUAUCCAUCGACAGUAUGGUAAUAGUGACACUGUCAUGGAGUUGCUCUCUUUGUGGACGUCGCCGAAAUCAUCAAUGAAAAAUUCAAAAAUCAGCCGACAACUACUGCACCAACCUGUUGCAUGUUUUCUCAACUCGGGUUUAACAACCCCAUUCGCUGUGAGGAACGCGCCAACUGCAUUGCAGGUCUACGUCACGUUUAGUAUUAUUCCCCAUGAACUCCAAACACUAUAAAACAGUUCUCCUUUCAUGCCAUGCAGUCCCCAGCACGUAUUUCAAUUAAAAAAAAAAAGUUCAAUUCUUUUGUUCAAGCCCAGACGAGGUACCAAUGGAUUUUAUGUAUUUUUUUUAUCAAGACGUGCUAUUACACGUGUGAUAAAGUCCGUUGAUUUUUUUCGUCAUUCAUUACCAAGAAAAUUUAAUCAUUAUUUAUCAUCAAUUAUCACCGAAGCUCGUUAACAUCAGCCGAAUAUUUCUAGCAGUGAAAAAAUAUAUUUCUAUUCAUUAAGAAUGAGGUAAUCAUUAAUCUUUUCAUUUAAUUUAACUGUCAAUUCUUUUGCUCAAGCCCAAUGUUAAUAGGAUUUAUGUAAUUUUAUUAUCAGUGCGUGUUAGUUCAUUCGUCAUUAUGCAAAUUUGUAUGAUGUGUGGUUUAUGAUUUUGUAAGCACAACUGCGUGUACUGCAACCGGCACCAGACAGCAAAUAAGAGGAUUCAGGAGUGAUAAAGAAAUUAAAAAUGACGAGUUCAUUUGAUUGCGGAGAUAACAAUUGCAAAUGACAUUUAUUAAUUUGCAGUUUGAAUUAAAGUCUGGGUGCGAGCAUUUGCAAACAUCGAUACGGUUUUGUUGGAAAUUCUUAUUUGGUAUUUUGACCUAAUUCUCUCUUUCAGGACACAUUACUAUUGUGCAAUUCAUGAUGAAAAUUGAAAAAAUUAAUACAAUGUCUAAUAAAAUUCCACUGAACUUUCACUAGAGGUUCAACCGCAUUUUAUUUUUUUUUCGUACGUAAUUCACAUUACAGAAUGAGAAAUCCCGGCACAAUUUCAUUCUUUUUCAAACAAGUUGCUUAUAAACUCGUGCAUAUCUCUCUCCCAAUGCAGGUCAUAGAGGGAAAUAAAGAUAGUGGUGCUAAUGACGAGCUUGAGCCUCGGUAUGGCUCACCAUUCCUCGAAAAUUGCAUUUUUCUAUUUGAUCGAGUUAUUGGAAACUCAUGAAUGAGUACAAUCAACGUACCUGAUUCACUCGUCUGAAAAAGUGAAACAAAGUCAGUUCUCCUAAGAAUCUCCCUCUUCAUUGGCAUCGGAAAGUUACAUACGUCGAGUGAUAAAAGGUUUGCUGUCACCACGUUCUUGUCAACAUCAACGAAUACUUCAACAGAUCUACGAAUGAAAAUUCGUAUAAGUUUUGUUGUUUGAAAAUGUCGAAAAAUGAUCCAUCCAAAGACGACGAGGAGUACUGGAACAGCAGUGAAAAGCACUCGUUCAGUUUUGACCAAAAUACGGAGAUAGACAAUUUAUUUGGAAUCUCCAAGAGUGGCACAGCUCAGCUGAAAGCAGGAAUUUCAAACAUCGAAGUAUCUGAUAAUUAUUUCAAGUUCGAUAAUAUUCCAUCAGACACGAGGCCAUUAUUGUCGGUCAUUUCUGAGGCUACUUUGACCACAAUUCUCGAAGCAGACAAGGUGUAUCUCCCCGAGGAAUCCCCAGUGGUAGACCCCACGAUAACCCUCCGCAGAAUUCUCCUGGGUCAGCCCUUUUCCCUUGAAAAAUACAAGUCUCUGUCCAACAAAACUGCUCUCCUGGAUGCAGCCAUCUCAUCCGGCAAUGGCGACGCAAUCCUGAUAAUCAUCCUUUUCAUCACCAAAACCUUGAAGCCAGCCCUAGUCCAACGGCUGCUGAUGGAGAGGUCCGAUGCAGUGAACAUCUAUGUCCACUAUCUCUCAACUCGACUCAUGAUGAAUGAAAUCACAGAUCUCUUGGCGAUGCAGGGAAGGCCCAUCGACGCAGCCAUGACGAACCUCAACGUCAUCAUCAAGAACACCAGGGAUGAGGCUCGAUUAAUCCAGAAGCUGAACAAGUGUUACAAAACUCAGUUCAUGAACUCUCCGGAGUGCAGGGAGACCCCUUUCGUCCAAAAUUAUAUUAAACUCCUGGAGUGGAAGACAGCGUUGAAGAAUACGAAAUUGCUCGAGGACUUUAAACCAAAUUCUUCAGUUCUCGAUUGCUUGAGGUACUCGUGUAGAGAACAUUAUGGGGCGUCAGAUGGUACUCUUGUGGCACCAGCUAUGCUAGAUCAUCAGCAUGAAAUUAGUCCUAGGCAGUAUCAAAAGGUCGCCCUGGAGGCCAGAGUGGGUGUUAAAGCUUGGGAGGAUGUUGAUGGUCUCCUGUUAUCGAAGGGAUGGCUGGGCAGUCACAAAUUACAAACAAAUCUGCCGAUCGAGGAUGUUUUGAAGAUUCUGAAUAAAGGAGAAGCACCAACAGCAGUUCUAGAUAAAUUCCUGAGAUAUGUGGACAGUGUGGAGAGGAGAUUGCACCUCGCAAAGUUCUUUUCCUGUCCCAAGACAGUUAUUGAGAUUCUAGGAACACAAGGAGAUCGAACAUCUCUCCUGGAAUACCGAGACACUCUGGUACCCCAGUCAGAAGCAUUUUUCCUUGCUGAACGAACACUCUCAUCCCCCACAAUCCGUUGGAAAUCGUGAAUGAGCAAAAUAUAAUCUAUUGAAUCACUUGAAUUAGUGGGGAAAAAGUACAGAUGGAGGAACCAGGUUGACGUCAAAUAAUUGAUAAUCUAAUCCUUCGAUUGAUGAUGAAUUGAAUAAUGAUGAGUAAAUUGCUGAUAGAUAAAAUAAGUCAGCAUAGUUUUCAUUUUUUUGUUGAAAUAAAAAAUGAUUUUCUAUAUGAAUAAAAAUUCUUUCCUCUCUUUUCCAAAGCAGGAGUGCAUAAGAACAACGAUUCAUUCAUUCUAUGAAAAUUGCAUCUUUAUUUCUGUAUAGAAAAUGUAACAAAAUGUGAUGUUAAUAAAGUAAUGUUGUCAUAUAAUGAAAAAAAUAUAUAA
This is a messenger RNA of Diachasmimorpha longicaudata, 3125 nucleotides long. RefSeq names its product spermatogenesis-defective protein 39 homolog (gene Vps16B). The transcript has 6 exons. The record is from RefSeq and is a predicted model, not a curated record. Gene Ontology annotation, cellular component: cytoplasm. Lineage: Eukaryota; Metazoa; Arthropoda; Insecta; Hymenoptera; Braconidae. Gene Ontology annotation, biological process: intracellular protein transport; vacuolar transport. Bases 1492 to 2769 code for a protein of 425 amino acids.